Messenger RNA from Didymosphaeria variabile, 1905 nucleotides. RefSeq lists its product as uncharacterized. The record is from RefSeq and is a predicted model, not a curated record. Gene Ontology annotation, cellular component: membrane. Lineage: Eukaryota; Fungi; Ascomycota; Dothideomycetes; Pleosporales; Didymosphaeriaceae. The transcript is spliced from 8 exons. Gene Ontology annotation, biological process: sodium ion transmembrane transport. Bases 1 to 1905 code for a protein of 634 amino acids.
AUGGGCGGUUGCGCGGGUCAGGGCAACCUGUUGCGGUAUCCGUCUGUAUUGUACAACAACUAUGGGCUCCAAUGGUUCGUGCCAUAUUUGCUAGCCGUAUUUCUGAUCGCCAUACCAUCCCUAAUUCUGGAGGUGUCCAUUGGUCAAGCCUAUCGCGGCGGUACCGUCAUCGCGUUCAACAACAUCAACCGCCGCUUGAAGGGAGUAGGCCUUGGACCCGUGAUAGUCAGCUUUCUAGUUGUGCAGUAUUUCACAGUCAAUCUUGCCUGGAUCAUGAGCUAUUUUCGAUGGAGCUUCACGAGCCCACUGCCAUGGGAAGGUCGACUUGAAGACUUCUACUGGAAUGACGUUCUAUCUGUUGGCAAUAUUACAGAAGGCAGCCUGAGUCCCGAUGGCAACUCGGUACAGGCUUACACGGGUUUUCCUCACGUUAAAAUCGUCGGAGAGACUGUGGGAUGGUCCAUCUUUGUUUGGUUCCUCAUCUGGAUCUCAAUCUUCCGCGGAGUUGGCAUGACUGGUCGAGUUGUAUACUUUACAAUGGGCCUGCCAAUUGUCACCACGAUCAUCUUCGUAGGUAGAGCACUAUCGCUCGAGAAUGCCAGAGAAGGAGUCGCACUCGUCUGGACGAAUUGGCGAAGCGAUCAGCUGGCCUCUGGAACUGUUUGGCAGACUGCUGUUGGACAAGUUUUCUUUUCUACUGGAAUUGGCUUUGGCUACUUCACGAGUUACGCUAGCUAUAACCAAAAGCACGCUAACGCUGUGAUGGAUGCGAUUCUCAUCUGUGGUAGCAACGUGCUAUUCGAGAACUUUGCGGCAUUCGCCGUUUUCGGUGUUGUCGGUUAUCUGCGAAGGUGGCCCGAAGAUGGUGUGAGACUUGGUGCCUUCGUCGUGGGCUUUUUGACACUGCCUGAAGCUGUGCUACAGAUGCCUGGAGCCAACUUCUGGGCCAUCCUAUUGUUCUUCACUCUGAUAGUCCUAGGUUUUAGCUCCGCAUUCGUUAUGCUAGACGUAGUUGUCACACUCAUCUGUGACUCUGGUCUGACGAAGCUGUCGCGGCCCUGGGUCGUCACGAUACUCACUGUCAUAUCUUUUCUCAUGUGUAUCCCGUAUUGCACUGAAUUCGGCUACUACCUUCUGGAUGGUGUCGAUCGAUGGGUCAACAAUAUUGCACUCAUUUUCGUGGUCUGGACCGAGGUGACUAGCUCGACGACAGUAUACCGAUGGUCCGACAUCGUUCAGCAAACUGGUCUGCCAGCAUUUGCUGUUUACAAUUUUGGCUUUUUCGGAGGCCAGCUCUUCGGCAUUGUUCUGGCGCACGGCAUCAGCAACCCCGGAGCCGGGGUGGGUGCAGGCAUUGGGCUAUAUGUUGUUUGUGCGAUCAUUGCGACUGUUAUCGCGCGUUCUCCAGACACUGCGGCCCCUAAGUUUACCAAGAAGGAUAUUUGGAACUCGAGCACUUUCGUUCGUAAAUUUUGGUUCCUUGCUUUCUACUCCGGCAACCAAAUACGCCGCGAUCUGAACGUCAUCGUAGGCGUCGGGAAAAACUGGACGAUUCCUUCGUUCCUUCCCAUCCUCCUCCGCUACAUCAGCGGCCCGGUCCUUGCAAUCAUCUUCUCGUUUGCUUACCCCGAAUUCCACACCCUCCGCUACGACCCUAUGAUGAUUACUGGUUUCAUCAUUGCCCAUCUCACUAUGUUGACCGUAAUCCUUGGCUACGCCAUCCCAAGAUAUUAUGAUGCACUGAUUCCUGUUCAACGGCGCGGCGAGGGUACAGAGCCGACCGUGGCAAUGGACAAUAAGGGCGAGUUGGGUGGGAGGCCAAUUUCUAAUAUGGCGGAAAGGGGCGAAGUACCGCCUGGGUAUGACAGUGACGAGGACAAAGCGCGGGUCAAGGCAGCAAAAUAG